Molecule: messenger RNA, 6348 nt
Organism: Salpingoeca rosetta
Lineage: Eukaryota; Choanoflagellata; Craspedida; Salpingoecidae
Exons: 11
Coding region: 587-5827 (1746 amino acids)
Biological process (GO): adenylate cyclase-activating G protein-coupled receptor signaling pathway; cell surface receptor signaling pathway
Cellular component (GO): membrane
Molecular function (GO): G protein-coupled receptor activity
Source: RefSeq, a predicted model, not a curated record
CGUCGCAGCACUCACUCACCCAUUUCCCACAGGCCACACCCACACGCCCAACAGCCCUCACAUCCUUCAGUCCAUCCCUUGCCCGUGAAGUGUGUGCUUGGUUGCUUGCGGUGUGGCGACAUCAGCAGCCGUCAUCGUCACGUCAGCGUUCGUGACUGUUCGUGAAAAGGGGGCGUGGAGCAGAGCCGUAGAGGGCACUGACGACAGACGCAAACACACUGCACUGGUGGCAAGUCUUUUUUGUUUCUCUUUUUGUUUGACGUGAGUGUGGGGGGACGUCACAUCAUCCGGUUUACGUCAUCAUCCCAGCAUAUCUCAAAGCAAGGGAAAAGCAGUUUCGCUUCCCAGUGCAGUGCGCAGCCAGCUUCGUGAGCCGUUUGCUUUGGAGCGAGGCGUGUUUGCGACCGAGCGAGGGUGAUUUGACAACACUUGUUUGAGUGUUUGGGUUUCCACUCAUCCACCUUCUGCAGGAGCUCCUCCUUCUUGUCUUGCAAGCCAUUUUCUCCAUCAUCGACCUCGACGACCUGGCACUGUCGAAGGCGCAUCACAGUGCCGCUGUUUGCUUUGCACAAGCACAAGCAAGAAGAUGGAGCGCCGCACAGCGCUCACCGUGCUCUUGGCGGCGAUCGCCGGCCUUGGUCUCGUUCUCGGUGGUGCGGAACUAGCCACCGCUGCACCUGACGGCUGCAACGCUUGCCGUGAAGUGGCAUCUGAGGAUCCAACACCAGGCCUCUACCUCUCCCUCGACUACAACCCGAACGACAACAGCACCUUUCACGAGGACACUGGCAUUUGGAACAUCAACGGCAAUUCCUCCAAGAUUCUGAUUGAAUCUGAGGUGCACAACUACGUCAUUGUCAGCUACCGCCUGACCUUCCCCGCAGGCUGUUGCACGGCCUCUCACGCCAGCGUCGAGCUCUAUGCGCAGGAGACGUAUCAAGGGUCUUUCAUGCGGCUGAAUGGUGCCACGAAUGUUCCCAUCUCCCCAGACAUGACACUCGAGCUGCCCGCGUGUAACAAUGCCCCGCUUCAGUCGUGGAUGACGUACGCGCUGCAUGUGCGGCCUGAAGGGGGCGGAACACUCACGGUGAGCGACAUUCAGCUCAUCCGGCAGACGUGCAACCGCACAUCCGGCGGGGACGUGUUUGGUGUCAUUCCACACCGCGUUGACGAAUCGAGCGACAUCACCAUCUACGGCGACUCAAUCAACAUGUACCACAACCUCGUGGCCGUGUACCCGCCGUCAGCCGGCAUCACGGGCGCCAGCGUCAAGAGCUCCACGUCCGGCAAGGCUGUGGUCUCCAUCCACCCGUACCUGAACAACUUCGAGACCCUGGCAGACGUCAAGUUUGUGCUGACGUCCUCCCUUGGAUUCGCCUCACCCAUCACCAUUGAGAACGCCGUGCGGGUUGGGCCGUUCCCCGCCAUCACUUUCAUCACGCCAAGCUUCGUCUCCCCACCAGAACAGGCCACCGUCGGCGGCAGCGGCUUUUACGGCAGCAGCGGUGGUGUUCGCGCCGUUCUGACGCUGGACAAUGGACAGCUCUCGCUGCCCAGCAAGUACGAGCUGCAAGUCGACUUUGCCAACGACACCAUGGUCACGUUCACCGUGGGUGCGGGCGUGCCCAAUGGCGCGUACUUGCUCACCAUCAGCAACGCCGACGGCGACACGGCAACCAUCAACGCCUUCAUCGUUGCAGGCGCCCCCGUCAUCACAGCUGUCCAGCCGCCACAGGGCCGGCCGUCGGACCUCGUCACCAUCAUUGGCCGCAACCUCAAUAUGGUCUCAGAUGUCGACUUUGCCACAGAUGGUUUGGAGGUCACCUCAAGCAAUGCUACACACAUCAUUGCGCGGCUGCCACAGUCCCCAGCUGCCACGCGCGCAAACAUCACCGUCAGCACCUUUUCUGGCUCUGCACUCUACUCGUACCCGCUGCUGGUGGUCACGCAGAUCACGCCGAGCGCGCCAGUCCCAGGGCAGCUGGCGAACAUCCACAUCUCCAACAUCGAAUCCCAGCCGGCGUCGUUUGUCGACCGCGUCACGGUUGAUGGUGCCAUCGCUCCCAUCACUGGCUUUGCCAACGGAGCCAUCACCAUCGACAUGCCGUCGCAGUUCCUGAACAGCACUGGCAUUGCCGUCAUCUUGGCCGACGGCCGCACCAUCCAGGCGUCGCUGGGUGUAGGCGUCCUCUUUCACACCAUGACGCCGCGUGUUGGCGUGCCUGCCAUGGAGGUCACGUUCAAAGGCCAGUUUGAUGGGCUCGACCUGAAUCCCUACUCCAUAACUCUGGCGGGCACGCAAGUCGGGUCCGUGAAGAAGUCGACACCAACCGAGAUUGUCGUCGCGGCCGACGCUUACAAGGGCAACACACCACCCAAUGGUGGUGUUUCGGUUAUCAUUCAGCCGGACACGGUGGCGCUGCCGCAGUUCUCCUUCACGUAUGUGACCCCGGCCAUCACCGCCAUCUCCGCCCCAGUCACUUGGGAAGGGCACAUCUUGACGUUGUACGGCGUCAACCUCAUCGCACCCUCUGAGCCGUCCAUCCUGUAUGGUGUUGCACUCGACAACUUUGAGAAGUAUCCCAUGACCAUCCUGGCUGCCAGUGACACCCAGAUGGUUGUUCGCACCCCAGCAGAUGUCACGCCCAAUCCCCAGCCGGCACAAUUGCGGUUGGUCUGGAGCGACACCCUUGCCACAGUUGCAAUUGGACCCACCAUCAUCCCCACACCGCAAAUCACCGGCCUGGCAUCUGCCACGGCCCUGCCGUCGCAGGUGGUGGUGCUGCUUGCGGAAGACAUCCCGCUCGGGUACGGGUUCCAGGGCGCAGUGUACAUUGCCGGCACGCAGGCAGUUGUCCUGGACAUCACAACCACCAACAUCACCGCCAUUGUGCCGCCCACGGCCCGCUCAACAGACAACGCCGACGGCAGCGGGGCGGUGGACCUGGAGGUGUACGUCGACAACUCGCCCGUGCAGGUGCAGGGCAGCGCAGCGCUGUCGCUGUACGCGCCCGUGCAGAUCACGGAGGUGACGCCGAUAACGGUGUCUGAGGGCGUGCGUGUGACGCUGACUGGCCAGUCGUUUGUGGCUGGGGGCGUGGACGCGACGUCUGUGACGGUGGACGGGGUGGAUGCUGUUGUGGAGAGCGUGACGGAGACGGCGAUUGUGCUGCGCAUGCCUGCGCUGGCGAGCCGGGUGGGAACGCGGGCGGACGUUGUGUUCUCUGUGCGGGCGACGGCGCUGUAUGGGUCGCCGAGAGUGCAGGUGACGCGGUCUGUGCGCGUGAUUUCAUCUGGCGGCAUCACGGAGGUUGUGCCAGCCAAGUGGAAGGCCGGGGAUGUGGUGCGGAUCUCGGCGCAGCGGGGCACGGCACUGAGCACGCUGGUUGACAUUGGGGCGUCUGUUGUGUCGCGGGUGUUGUUUGGGGAGACUGAGCUGCCAGUGGUGAGGGUUGGGAACGGGGCCAUUGUUGUGCAGCCUGGGGCGGCUGGGAACGCGCUUGCUGCUGGGGACCCGCUUGCGAUUGAGCUUGUGAACGGGGCGUAUGUGCGCGUGGCGAGCACGACGUGCCGGUGUGAGGCGAGCGUGAUUGGUGGCGUGUCGUGGCCGGGGGUCAUUGGCUGCACUGUGCCCUCGCGCACAUCCUGCAGAGGCCCCGGCGUCCUUCCAAACCGAUUUGCUUAUCGCUAUUGCACUCUCCGAGAUGUGUUUUCGGCAACCGUGAACACGACGGAGUGCGUGAACCAGAAACUGCGUGAUCUGACGACCCGCACCAUCUCCACUGACACCGUCAACUCCGUACUGGAGGAGCUCACCAACAUCACCCAGCAUGCGCCGCUUUUCGCGCCAGACGACGUUGGUAACGCCUACAGCAUCAUCACAAACGCAACCGGUCUCCUUCGCACAAAGAAGCUUGGGCGUCGCACCUUCCAGCUCAUUUUCCGCGGCGCGAGCGACCUGAUGGCUGUCGAUGGCUCUGUGCUGGAGCAGUCCGCACGCACGCGGGGCACCCCUGUUAGCCGCAUCCCUUCGAUUGUGGAGCGCUGGACGGACGGGCUCGUUGACGUGUUGUUGGAUGACCAGGCGUCUGUGCAAGUGGAGGAGAACAUCAUCUUCCUCGCGUACCGCUUUGGUUCUGCACGCGCGGCGUUCAAGGGCAGCGCCAACCAGGUCAACUCGUCCUGUGCGGGAUGCAGCGUGCAAGAGGCUGGCGGCGGGAAUAUGCCCCUGCUCGUGUCGUCCCCCGUCAACUACAGCAUUUCUUCCACAGAUGUACAGGGUGUCUCUGUCACGCUGUUCCGCGAUUCGCGCCUGUUUGCUGGGGGCCAAGUGAGCAACCCCGUCCGCAACAGCACAACUGAGGCGGCCUCCCUGCUCAACCAGACGUUUGUCGACUCCCCCGUCAUCUCCAUCCAAACACGGCGGCUGGAUGGCGUCCCAUUUGAGGGAGAGGUUGAGUUCAGCCUUCCAGUUGGCUAUCUCGACAACAACACUGCAGGGGAACGCGUGUGUUCAUUCUGGCGUGUGCCAAGAGCAUCAGGCGAGAGCGCGGGCUGGUCUGAUGUUGGCUGUCAGCCGGUCUCCAUCAAGGACGGCUUCCUGACGUGCCGGUGCAACCACCUCACCAACUUUGCCAUCCUCGCCAACUUUGGAGGCGGCGGUUCCACAUCAUCCACGGACAAGAAAGCCCUGAGCUUCAUCACGUACAUUGGUGUUGGGGUGUCUGUGUUCUGCAUGGUGCUGACGGUUGGCGUGUACCUGUGGUACAAGCGGCUGCGGGAGGACCUUGGGCGCAUCAUUGUGAUGCACCUGUGUGUGACGCUGACGAUAUCGCUGUUGUGCUUUGCCUUUGGCAUUGAGGAGACGAGCCACACGGACACGUGCACGGCGAUUGCGAUUGUGCUGCACUACUUUCUGCUGAGCGCGUUUGCGUGGAUGGUGGUUGAGGGGUAUCACCUGUACUCGACGUUUGUUGUUGUGUUUCACGGGAGCCACCGGUCUGACCGGCGGCAGCACGUUCGGUUUGCGGCGUUUGCGUAUGGCGUGCCGGCGCUGAUUGUGCUUGCGACGGGCCUUGUGAUUGGCGAGGAAGGGUACGGGUAUGAGGAUGCGUGCUGGCUGCCAACGAAGAACUAUGAGAUUUGGGCGUUCCUUGGUCCAAUGUGCUUGGCCAUCCUUGUGAACAUUGUGUUUUUCGUUCGCAUCAUGCGCUCGAUCCUGAGCGUGAGCGUGGCUAAUGCCGACAAGGCGACACGGCAGCGUUUCAUCCGCGGCGUGCGAGCGAGUGCGUCGUUCCUGUCCAUCAUGGGCGUGACGUGGGUGUUUGGGGCGCUUUUGUUUUCUGGUGCCGUUGCCGUCCAGUACCUGUUUACCAUCUUCAACGUCUUCCAGGGCUUGUUCAUCUUCAUCUUCCACUGCGUGUGGAAUGCAAGCGUGCGCGAUGCUGUCAGCGGAAAGACUCGUCGUGAUACGGUCGCGUACAUGCGCACGCAAAGCACCAAAAUGCUGGCGCAGGGUCGUCGCAGCACCACCUUUGAGUCGCAGGUGCGUCGCGGGUCUGCGCUUGCCUCCUCGCUGCAAAGCCUGGGUGGCACGACACCACUCAACACCCUGUCCAGUGCAGACGACACAGGCGGAUAUCUGGACGUUUUUGAGUCGAAGCUUGGGGAAGACAGCAGCGACGAUGAGCGCAACGAUGGCGGGAGCGCAUCCGACAGCGCGUUUACUUCUUCAAGGGCCUUGAAUUUGGCAGGGCCUUCGUUCCAUACCACAAACGCCGUCACAGACUCUGACCUGGAGGAUGAUGACACCAAGGCGUUGCAGUGAUGCGGUCUUGUGCGUGUGUUGUGCAUGUGUUUGUGUGUUGUGCGUGUACUUGUGCGCGUGUGUUUGUGCUCGUGUGUCUGUGUGUGCAUGACUGUGUGUGGGAAUGUGACGAAGCUGUGGCAAGUGUGCUCGUUGUGUUGCUUUUCAGGUCUUCCUAUUUGACAUAAUUCACCUUUCUCCUCGUUUGUCGCGUUGUUACGGCUCACGUGUUAUCUUCGACCUCAGCCAGCGCUUGCUUCUACCCACUCUCGGUGUGUCCUUUCACCUUUUUCAUAUCAUCCCACUGCGUUACUUCUUCCCGUUCCCCAAUAGUGUUACAACGUGUUGUUGCGUGCUUGCGUGCGUGUCCACUGCUUGAUGCUCGGUGUGUCACAAUCAACGUCACAACCUCAAGCUCAUGCUUUGGCUGAUGCGCGUCCACCACUUUCUUGUUAAAACUUUGCCUUGACACGCUUCUUGUCAAUCCACCAAAGAAUGAAGCCGAAACCUCGCAUUUCUGGUUCUGCCUGCAAGCAAAAAGC